Molecule: messenger RNA, 7807 nt
Organism: Electrophorus electricus (electric eel)
Lineage: Eukaryota; Metazoa; Chordata; Actinopteri; Gymnotiformes; Gymnotidae
Source: RefSeq, a predicted model, not a curated record
GGCUGUCUUUCGGUCACGUGAGCGAUUCGGAAAGAGCAGCGGCUGCAGAAAUGUGCUACAUGUUCGUUGCCAGCGCAUGCCUAAACAGAGACAGAAGUGCCAAUCGCGCUUUUUCUGUCGUUUUUUUAAAGGUGUAGUUUAUGCAGGCUGCACGCAGUGGCGAUGGCAUACCGAUAUUACUGCCUUUGAGAAAAGAGACAGAAGUCGGCAGAUUGGACCUGAAGAAUCACAGAGCAUCUGCAACAGCGUCGAAACGGGAUCUUUAAAGCCCCCCAACGCGUUCACCCUGUUCAGCUGCAGCGAACUGUACAGGCAUCUUUGCCCGCCUUUUGCCGAUUGAUAUUGCCGUUGAUAUUCGUUGUUAGUCGUUUACGCGAAAUGAAUGCAACUAACACGAGUCGCCUUUGGAAAGGAUUGUGUAACACGCGAAGAUAAAGUUUAGGCGAUUCUGCGUGCCGAUCCAUGACGUUGCUUGCAUGGAAGUAAAUGAAGAAAUGUCCUUAGUUGUUUUGAUGGGUGGAAUAAUAUAAAGAAUCUUCUACCUUUCUCCUGUGUGACGCUUGGUGAAUGGGCUGCUCAGUUGGAUUCCAGACCUGUAUCGAUGAAAACUCGUGGCUGGGACUACAUCGUGCGUUGUGAUGCUUCUUCUUUAUGCUCUAUCUGAUGCCAAUUUUGAUUUCUGUGGUCAAAUCUGUGCGUUUCUAGAAUGGCUCGCUUCGAAGACGAUCUGCCGACCCGAUAUGGGGGUGGCUCACCAUCGGGUCCAGGAAGAGGGGCAAGCCGGCAGCCGGGCCCCCCGGUCGGUCAGAGGAUGUACAAGCAGACAAUGGCCCAGAGAGCCCGGACAAUGGCCAUAUACAAUCCAAUUCCUGUCAAACAGAACUGUUUCACCGUUAACCGGUCUCUUUUCAUCUUUAGUGAGGAUAACAUAAUUCGGAAAUACGCAAAGAAAGUAACAGAGUGGCCUCCAUUUGAGUACAUGAUCCUUGCCACCAUCAUAGCCAACUGCAUUGUGCUGGCUUUGGAGCAGCAUUUACCUGCAGAGGACAAGACUCCAAUGUCACAGCGCCUGGAUGACACAGAGCCCUACUUCAUUGGCAUAUUUUGCUUUGAGGCUGGGAUUAAGAUCAUCGCUCUUGGCUUUGCUUUUCAUAAAGGCUCCUAUCUACGCAAUGGGUGGAACGUGAUGGAUUUUGUCGUCGUGUUGACGGGGAUUCUGACCACAGUGGGGGCAGACUUUGACUUGAGGACACUCAGGGCAGUGAGAGUCUUGCGGCCACUUAAGCUUGUGUCUGGAAUUCCUAGUCUGCAGGUGGUCCUGAAGUCCAUCAUGAAAGCCAUGGUGCCUCUGCUGCAGAUAGGACUCCUUCUCUUUUUCGCCAUACUCAUGUUCGCCAUCAUUGGCCUGGACUUCUACAUGGGCAAGUUCCACCGUGCCUGCUUCAGGAUCGACACUGGGGAGCUGGCGGCUGAGUUCCCCUGCGGUCUGGAGGCUCCCGCGCGGACCUGCGAUAAUGACACACACUGCCAGGAGUACUGGAUCGGUCCCAACUUUGGCAUCACCAACUUUGACAACAUUCUGUUUGCUGUGCUGACGGUCUUCCAGUGCAUCACCAUGGAGGGCUGGGUGGAGAUCCUUUACAACGCCAACGACGCCUCAGGGAACACCUGGAACUGGCUCUACUUCAUCCCCCUCAUCAUCAUUGGCUCCUUCUUCAUGCUCAACCUGGUUUUGGGGGUGCUGUCGGGGGAGUUUGCUAAGGAGCGUGAGCGUGUCGAGAAGAGACAAGAGUUCCUAAAGCUGCGCAGACAGCAGCAAAUUGAGAGAGAGCUCACCGGCUAUCUGGAGUGGAUCUGCAAAGCAGAGGAAGUCAUGCUUGCAGAGGAAGAUAAGAAGUCUCCCCUGGACAGCCCCUGGUACAAGAGGAAAUGCAACAACCCAGUGCUGAAAAGAGCCAAAAAGAGCAAAAAUGACCUCAUCAAUGCAGAAGAGGGCGAAGACCACUUCACCGAUAUCUCAUCAGUCGCGCCGCAGGGCUCGCCGUUCACCCGGGCCAGCCUGAAGAGUGGCAAGAUUGAGAGCUCAUCGUAUCUGCGCCGCAAAGAGAAGCACGUGCGCUUUUUUAUCCGCCGGAUGGUGAAGUCACAGGCCUUCUACUGGACGGUGUUGUGCCUGGUGGGCCUCAACACGCUCUGCGUGGCCAUUGUACACUAUGACCAGCCUGAGGGACUCACCUACGCCCUGUAUCUAGCAGAGUUUGUGUUCCUGGGUCUGUUCUUGACUGAGAUGAGUCUGAAGAUCUAUGGUCUUGGGCCCAGGAGCUACUUCCACUCCUCCUUCAACUGCUUCGACUUUGGGGUGAUUGUGGGGAGCAUUUUCGAGGUGAUAUGGGCGGCGGUGAAACCAGGCGCCUCCUUCGGUAUCAGCGUCUUACGAGCUCUGAGACUGCUGAGGAUCUUCAAGGUUACAAAAUACUGGAACUCUUUACGGAACCUGGUAGUGUCUCUGCUGAACUCCAUGAAGUCCAUCAUCAGCUUGCUCUUCCUCCUCUUCCUCUUCAUCGUGGUUUUCGCUCUGCUGGGGAUGCAGCUCUUCGGGGGCCAGUUCAAUUUUGAAGAUGAGACCCCAACAACAAACUUUGACACCUUUCCAGCAGCCAUCCUGACAGUAUUCCAGAUUCUGACAGGAGAAGACUGGAACGCUGUGAUGUACCAUGGGAUUGAAUCUCAGGGCGGAGUGAAGCGUGGAAUGUUCUCCUCUGUGUACUUCAUCGUCCUCACUUUGUUUGGAAACUACACUCUUCUCAAUGUCUUCUUGGCAAUUGCUGUUGACAACCUUGCCAAUGCACAGGAACUCACUAAGGAUGAGGAGGAGCAGGAGGAGGCCAUCAGUAAGAAGCUGGCCCUGCAGAAGGUGAAGGAGGUGAAGGAAGUCAGCCCCAUGUCAGCCGCAAACAUCUCGCUCGCCGCGAGUUAUGUCUGCUCUCCUGCUCAUCACUACUUGAGCAAAGAGCAGCGUCGCUCUUUGAAGAUGAUGUCUGUGUGGGAGCAGCGCACCAGCCAGAUUCGCAAGCACCUGCAGGCCAGCAGUGACACCCUCUACCCCGAGGAGCACAACCCCCGCCUGGCCUCCAGCCAGCACUUGCGCCCGGACAUCACCACGCAUCUGGACCGGCCGCUGGUGGUGGAGCCACGCUGCGACGGGCCCCCGGGCCCCCAUGGUGCCUGGGACAAACCCGCGGAGGCGCGGGGCGAGGCAGGGACACCCGAGGAGCCCGAGCCCGCCGGCCCGGCCGAGUCUCCACACCCGCCCCCGCCGCGCAAGCACCACCGUCACCGGGAGCGUCCGCGCAACGAGGACGGCCAGGAGGCGGGCGAGGCGGGCGAGUUGCCCCGCGAAGGCCGCCGGCACGUGCACCACAGCCGCGGCAGGGAGCCCGACGGCCCGCUCUGCAAAGAGAGGAGCGCCGAGCACAGUCACAGCAGGGACGACGCCCGGCGUCACAAGCACCAGGGCGAUGGACGCGGAGCAGGCGAGCGGGAGCACCGGCACCACCACUCGCACCGGGGCACUCGCGAGGGCAACGGCGUGCUGGGCAGUGGCAGGUGCGCCCACCACAAAGAGGGCUCGCGCUCGGCCGCGAGGGAUUGUGACAGGUGCUCGCGUGGGGAGGAUGCGGCGAAUGGGGGCAGGAGGAGGCACCGGCUACGGGUCAGCAAGACCCAGUCCACGCCCGAGCAUGAGAAGGAGGAGGGCAAGUCUCCAGGGCAGAGGCAUGUGGAGGUGGGCGGAGACUUGCUGGCAGCCACACCCCAGCCGCCUAUGGAAGGGAGUAGGUGGGGUCUGGAGAAACCAGAGGACUCGGACAACCAGCACAACAUCGGCCGCGCAGGGGGCUUAGGGGUCCAUAUCCCUGUCACCAUCACAUCUCCGCCGGGCGAGACCACGCUCAUACCCAUGAACAGCAUAGACAGCGAGACUGUGCCCAUGACGGAGAAGAACCUGGACGAGAUGAAUCCAAGCGGCCCACGUCCUAUCCUCCCCUACAGCUCCAUGUUCAUCUUCAGCCCGUCUAACCCGGUGAGGCGUCUCUGUCACUACAUAGUGAGUCUCCGCUACUUUGAGAUGUGCAUUCUGGUGGUUAUAGCCAUGAGCAGCAUUGCCCUGGCUGCAGAGGACCCAGUGCAGACCAACUCUCCACGCAACAACGUGCUGAAGUAUUUGGACUAUGUCUUCACUGGUGUGUUCACAUUUGAGAUGGUGAUUAAGAUGGUAGAUCUGGGCUUGCUGCUGCAUCCUGGCUCCUACUUCCGAGACCUGUGGAAUAUUCUAGACUUCAUUGUAGUCAGUGGAGCUCUGGUGGCGUUCGCUUUCUCAAGCUUCAUGGGAUCGCAACACAGUGUGAACAGAGGCACUAAAGGCAAAGACAUCAGUACCAUUAAGUCCCUCAGGGUGCUGAGGGUGCUUCGGCCUCUCAAGACCAUCAAACGACUGCCAAAACUCAAGGCUGUGUUCGACUGUGUGGUGAACUCCCUGAAGAACGUGUUGAACAUCCUCAUCGUCUACAUCCUCUUCAUGUUCAUCUUUGCCGUUAUUGCUGUGCAGCUCUUCAAGGGCAAGUUCUUCUACUGCACAGAUGAGUCCAAAGGGUUGGAGAGGGACUGCAGAGGGCAAUUCCUGGACUAUGAUAAAGACGAGGUGUCAGCCCAGCCUAGAGAGUGGAAGAAGUAUGAGUUCCACUACGACAACGUGCUGUGGGCUUUUCUCACUCUUUUCACCGUAUCCACAGGAGAGGGUUGGCCCACGGUCCUGAAGCACUCCGUGGACGCCACCUUCGAGGACCAGGGGCCGAGCCCUGGCUACCGGAUCGAGAUGUCCAUCUUCUAUGUGGUCUACUUUGUAGUCUUUCCCUUCUUCUUCGUCAACAUUUUUGUGGCCUUGAUCAUCAUCACGUUCCAGGAGCAGGGUGACAAAGCUCUGUCUGAGUGCAGCCUCGAGAAGAAUGAGAGAGCCUGUAUCGACUUUGCCAUCAACGCCAAGCCUCUGACGCGCUACAUGCCCCAGAACCAGCAGUCCUUCCAGUACAGGAUGUGGAAAUUCGUGGUCUCGCCUCCGUUCGAGUACUCCAUCAUGAUCAUGAUUGCUCUCAACACUGUGGUCCUCAUGAUGAAGUUCUAUGGCGCGCCGGAUUUUUACGAAGCCAUGCUGAAGUAUCUCAACAUAGUCUUCACUGCCCUUUUCUCGCUGGAGUGCAUUCUCAAGAUCAUCGCUUUUGGCCCUUUGAAUUACCUGAAGGAUGCCUGGAACGUGUUUGACUUUGUCACGGUGCUGGGGAGCAUUACUGAUAUCCUGGUCACCGAGAUCAACACGACGGAUCGCCUGUUGAACCUGAGCUUUCUCCGACUCUUCCGGGCGGCCCGUCUCAUCAAGCUGCUGCGUCAAGGCUACACCAUCCGAAUCCUGCUCUGGACCUUCGUGCAGUCCUUCAAGGCCCUGCCCUAUGUCUGCCUCCUCAUCGCCAUGCUCUUCUUCAUUUACGCCAUUAUUGGAAUGCAGGUCUUCGGAAACAUCGAGCUGAACGAGGACACGGCCAUCAACCAUCACAACAACUUCCGCACUUUCCUGCAAGCCCUCAUGCUGCUCUUCAGGAGUGCCACGGGGGAGGCCUGGCAUGAGAUCAUGCUGUCUUGCCUCAGCCAUCAGUCGUGCGACAAGCUUUCGGGCAUUCUGGGAAUGGAGUGUGGCAGCGAUUUCGCCUACUUCUACUUCGUCUCUUUCAUCUUCCUCUGCUCCUUCCUGAUGCUCAAUCUGUUUGUGGCUGUGAUCAUGGAUAACUUUGAGUACCUGACACGAGACUCCUCCAUCCUGGGCCCCCACCACCUGGAUGAGUUCAUCCGUGUGUGGGCCGAGUAUGACCCUGCCGCAUGUGGCCGUAUCAAGUACCGCGAUAUGUAUGAGACGCUGCUCCACAUGUCCCCACCUUUAGGUUUGGGAAAGAAAUGUCCACCACGAAUCGCCUACAAGCGGCUGGUGAAGAUGAACAUGCCAAUCGCUGAUGACAACACAGUGCACUUCACCUCCACGCUUAUGGCCCUGAUCCGCACUGCGCUGGAGAUCAAGCUGGCCUCAGGAAUGGUGGCCCAGCGCCUGUGCGAUGCUGAGCUGAAGAAGGAGCUGGCCACUGUCUGGCCCAGUCUGUCCCAGAAGACCAUGGACCUGCUGGUGACGCCCCACAAACCCAAUGAACUGACGGUGGGGAAGGUGUAUGCUGCUCUCAUGAUCUUUGACUACUAUAAGCAGAACAGGGCCAAGAGACUGCAGAUGCAACAACAGUCCAAAGAGCAGCAGACAGGACCUGGUCCCCAGAAUAACGUGGCAGCUCUCCUGGAGCCUGUCCUGCCUCUGUCGCCCAUGCAGGAUCUCAGCAGGAGCCGCUUGGAGCAUCCGUCAGACACCCUGCUGCUUGCUCGACCCAACUCUGCUACACUCAACAACGGGCACACACUGAAAUCUAGCCAUGAUAAUACCAUCAAAGGCUCCUCGUCAUGGGUGUCAGAAAAAGCCAAAGAGGUCCGCAGGUCAAAGAGGCGACCGAUAUCAAGAGGCCAAUCAGAGGACAUCUCGAACGCAAACGCCACCCAGGUUUCAGUGGAGAUGAGGAAGAUGGAGAACAGUGCCAUCACAGCGCCCCCUGUUGCUUUGGAGGGGCAAGGUCGUGCUGUGUCCAUGCCCAAACUCAAUGCAGAGAUGCAGAGAAGUCACUCGCGUUACUCCCCGGGGACCUUACUGGCACCUAUUCCUGACUCCCCUAUGAGGCGCUCUGCAUCCACCUUUGCGCCCCAGCGCUCUCAGGAGGUUGACUUGAAUGAGUACACCCUGGAGAGGCCUGUUCAGGAGCGACCACGCCAUCAUCAUCACCAUCAUCGCUGCCACCACCGCAGAGACAGAGACAAGAAGCAGAAGUCACUCGACAGGUCACCCUCGGACCAUCCGCCUAGCACUGGCGGCACAGCAGCCGACCCUGGGGGGAACCCCUUGUCCCGGGACAGGGGGCAUGACCGGGGUCGCUCCCAUGAGAGGAAGCACCAUUCGUCCACGGUAAAAAAGCAGCUCUACUACUCGUGCGACCGCUACAGCUGCCGGGAGCCUUGCGCUGCCAAGCCUGCCCCUGUCAGCUGCACCACCUCCCCUGGAGAGGCUCCGGACGCCACCUUCAGCAAACAGGGCAGUGGUUGGGCUAAGGGAAGCCAGAUGUUGUUGACCUCAGGGGCGAGUACGCCCACGCGUGGGCGCAGGCAGUUGCCCCAGACGCCCCUGACCCCACGCCCUGCUGUGGCAUACAGGACUGCCAACUCCUCCCCUGUGUCCUUCAUGGGUGCCCAGGCCAUGCUGUCACCUCCAAAUCCGGGAAGGCUGAGCCGUGGGCUAUCCGAGCACAAUGCCCUCCUACACAGUGGCUCCGGCUUCAGCUCACCCUCUCCCGUCACCCGGAUCAGCUCCGAGCCCUUCCUAGGCUGCAACCUCCGGCCCGAGGACUCUGCUGUCUUCCAGGAGGCGCUGAGCCCACAGGCCGCCCGUUUGCCCUGGACUCUCCCACCCCCAUCGCAGCAGACUCUCCAUGGGAUGCCCAAUGGCUACCAUGUUCUGGGUGUACCCACAGGGCUCGACGGUAGCAGUGACAGGGCCCAACGCUACUACCCAGAAGCAGAGGAAGAUGAAUGGUGCUAGUAUGGCUUUAACACACACACACACACACACACUCGUUCUCUCUCUCUCUCUCACACACACACACACACACAUGCACAC